AUGGAUGGAUGGAUGGAUGGAUGGAUGGAUGGAUGGAUGGAUGGAUGGAUGGAUGGAUGGAUGGAUGGAUGGAUGGAUGGAUGGAUGGAUGGAUGGAUGGAUGGAUGGAUGGAUGGAUGGAUGGAUGGAUGGAUGGAUGGAUGGCUAAGCACUAGAUGGAUUAAUGUAUAUUCAUUUGACUUUGACUUUGACAUGUCAUUUCUUCAACUUAUUUUAAAUUUGUCUUUAAAAUUUUUCCUAACACUAGUUUUAUUUCCCCUCCAAAUGGCUUUUUUUCUCUCCCCUAUUUCCUUUUUGCCUUUCCUCCCACUUCUCUUCACCCUAGCCUGGACACCUCCUCCCCAUUGGAUCGCGAGAACACCUCACUCAGCUGUCACCUCUCUCAACCCAUAUUGA
Messenger RNA from Echinococcus granulosus, 396 nucleotides. RefSeq lists its product as hypothetical. The record is from RefSeq and is a predicted model, not a curated record. The coding region runs from base 1 to 396 and encodes 131 amino acids. The transcript has 2 exons. NCBI's taxonomy places the organism in Eukaryota, Metazoa, Platyhelminthes, Cestoda, Cyclophyllidea, Taeniidae.